This is a messenger RNA of Rhopilema esculentum, 1742 nucleotides long. RefSeq lists its product as uncharacterized. The record is from RefSeq and is a predicted model, not a curated record. NCBI's taxonomy places the organism in Eukaryota, Metazoa, Cnidaria, Scyphozoa, Rhizostomeae, Rhizostomatidae.
UAAAACCAGGCUAGCCAAUUGCAAAUUACCUUGUAAUAGUGAGAUUUGUAGUUGUAGUUUAAGUUGAAUUGAAAAUGAAAUGUUUCCAUUAUUAUUAUUACUAUUUUUAUUAUUAUUAUUUUUAUCUCAUUCCCAUUACGCCACUAUUUUUGCAGAAUAGAAAACAACAAUAACCUGACCAAAACAUGUCAGAGGAGAUAAUAACGAAUCGGAAACAAUUAUCAACUAAAGGUGUAAUAAUUAAAAGACGACCAAGUUGUGACCAUUUAAACCCUGGAAAUUUCAAAGGUCACGUUAAUUCAAAAAUGCUGACUUAAGAAAAUAGUGACUAUAUAUAUAUAUAUAUGAAUCAAAAGAGCUCUUCGAGACCUUUGUAAAUUUUAACAUGUUUGUUAGAUAGUUAGAGAAUAUGCCUUAUUCAAAAAGUUCCAUUCAAAAGGUAAGUCAAAUUCAAUUUUAAUUCAAAUCUUUUGUCGCUGUUACUGUGAGACUUGCGGCUUCUUAACUUGAAUUUUUCUUUUUUGCCUCAGCUAUUUUCGAUAAUGACAUUGGCAGGAGCUUAGGCCUUUAUAAUGCAACAACCUUGUAAGCAAAUUCGUCUCACCGCUGAAGCACUUUCGCAAAAGAAGGCGGUGGACUCCUCAAAUGUACAAUGAAAUAUGCAGCGGAAAGAGGCCUAUGCACAGCCAAGAAAGAUGUUCUGGCCACUUUUCUUUCUGUUACUGAGCAAGGAGCUGGCGCACUCAGAGAUUCUUCGUUUGCCCUGUUCCACAUUUGCCAACUUCACUGAAAUGCACAGAGACAGAUCUGUUAUGUCAUCCUUCAAAACUAUCUUUGGUAUUGAUGUUUAUACUUGUAAGUUGGAAUGUAUAAGCGACAGUAAAUGCAAGUCCAUAAAUGUGAGUGAGGAUGACGGUGUUUGCGAGUUAAAUGCAAAGGCAGCAGAAGAUCCAAAGGAUAAGAUCAAAACACAUCUCAGAUAUGGAUGGACUUAUUACUCCACUCUCUACAAUCAGACAUCGAUUGGUGAAAGUUGCCUAAAGAAAAACUUAUGUCUGCAAGGAGAGAAAUGCAUCGAUGUUUGCAGCUGCCCAGGUCAUAAAUGCAUCAACCUGAAUGCUUGCUCAGAUUGGUACCGAAAUGGAGCUAAAUAUAAUGGCAUAUAUCAUGUGUUUGACUCUACGAAUAAGACAAAUAAAGUUUACUGCGACUUUGUUACUGAUAGUAACUUUGCUUGGACACUUGUCAUGUCUUCAGCACUGAAAUAUUAUCCUAUGUUCAGAGGUUAUACUUUGAGGGACUCUUUGGGCCUGGCUAGCAAAUUUCCAAAUUGGGAUCUUUACCGCCUUCCGAAAGCAUCCAUGGUGAAACUAGCAGCCACAUCAACUCACUGGCGAGCUACAUGUAAUUUCAAGCAACGCCAGAGUAUUCAUCGUGAUUACGUCAGAGUCACUUUUGAAAACCUCAAUCCUCUCACUUUCAAUGGAAAAAGGGUUUGUACAGUUGUUGAGUAUAUCGAUAUUAGAGGAAACACGGCGCGCAAUGCGGUAGUGCCAUUUUGGCAAUACAGUGAAGAGAUCCUCCAUACUGACAGUUGCUUUCGUGUCUGCAGUUUCGAUGGAACACGUGGAUGCAAAAUCAACGAAGAUAAUUUUGGGUACUAUGCUGUUACAAACAGAAACUUCACCUGUACGAGGGAACAAAACUCUACUACACAAAUAUGGUUUGGUGAGAAAGUAUAA